Molecule: messenger RNA, 1824 nt
Organism: Endocarpon pusillum Z07020
Lineage: Eukaryota; Fungi; Ascomycota; Eurotiomycetes; Verrucariales; Verrucariaceae
Exons: 2
Coding region: 1-1824 (607 amino acids)
Source: RefSeq, a predicted model, not a curated record
AUGCGGUCCUUUCAAAAUACUUCCCAAUCUAUUCCAAUCUCAGAUUAUCCGGCGCAAAAGGUCAUAGAUCACCGUUACACACAGUCGAAGUACAAACUGCGCGAUCGACACGAGAUCCGACUCUUCUCGCUAGCUCGUGGCUCACGGGAUACUCCCAUCGUGGGCUCGCUAGCUACGGUGCAAAUAGGCGGACAAAGCGUCGAUUCAACGGGAACAGAUGACGCCCUAUCUACGCCGGAGUAUGAAGCUCUGUCAUACUUCUGGGGGGAAGGGCGGGGCUGUGAAAUCGCUCUCAACGGCCGACCAUUCAAGGUCACGUCAAACCUGUUCUCUGCACUUCAACAGCUGAGGCUCGAAGAUCGCGAUCGAGUCCUCUGGAUCGAUGCGAUUUGUAUCAAUCAGGAUGACUAUGAAGAAAGGGGCCACCAGGUGUCUUUGAUGCGACGCAUCUACGAAACGGCUGCUCAUGUUAUCAUUUGGUUGGGAGAUGCAAGUAAGCAGAGUAGCGAAGGUCUCGAGGAGCUUCGUAACCUCUUCACCGCAAGCUCUCGCUGGGAUAAAGCCGAAAUUUUGUUCGGCCGGAACCCGACUGAAGGUCUUCAGGACAUUUUCACACGGCCGUGGUGGCGACGAAUUUGGGUGGUACAGGAAGCCGCAGUCGCAAUGAAACUCACAUUUAUUUGCGGCGCAGACAUCCUCGAGGUGCCUGCGAACCGUGAAGAUCUGAAGCAACUAACAGAUGCACUCCAAAGCGCUCGCACAUUACCCGGCAAAGACAACCCAGACGUUAGCUCCAUCUUCCUGGACCAGAUUCUAAGCCUCCUUCAACUACAGCUAGAUCGAGGAGGGGCUGUGAGGUCUAGAUUAUCAGACCUUAUCCACACAUACAUACUGCGCCAAUGCUCCGAUCCCCGGGACAGAGUCUUCGCUUUGCUUGGACUCUCGCGGACAUCUGAUGCAUCUGCGAAUCCCCCGGAUUACGCUCUGACCGUUGAGGAAGUAGCGGUAAGACUACUCUGCCAUGCAGCAAACGACAUCGACGAUGAUGUCGUAGCCAGCAGAGAUGUUUCAGGACCGCUUCAACUAGAGUCGCCCGACUUCCCAGACGACGACGCCUGGCAGCUGGAAAAGAUAUGCAUGUCCUUGAUCGGUAGGAACCGGCAGAACAGAGUCUUCAAGGCGUCGGGAAAUUCGAACAUCGAUUUGAAGUGGUAUUGCAUUCCGCAUAUACCAGCGAAGCUUCAGUUUGCGGGAGUAAUCGUAGACGCAGUUUCGUCCUUAGGUUCGGUUUCUGCCAAUAUCCAGGAACUGAGUUUAUUGUCGAGGACGUCGACGUGCUCCAAAUGUCGUGAUCAGGACCGCCAUCGCCAACUUUUCACCCAAGAUUUCAAUCGAUUUAUGAACACUCGCGGACCUGCCAAUACAUUCAGGUGGGGAUAUCUCGUCACGGAGCGAGGGCACAUUGCACUCGUUCCUUCGCAGAGCGCUCCUGGGGACAAAGUCUGCAUCUUGCUGGGAUUUCCAUUACCUUUCGUUGUGAGACCGAGCAGUAUAGAUGGAGCCUAUGAUAUCCUCGGCGAAUGUUACAGACAUGGCGUAAUGAACAGCGAAGCGGUCGAAUUUGAGGCAGCCGAGACAACUUUCGAUGAUAGCGUUUGGAUCUGGGAUCAAGGUUUUUUGCAUCGGAAGAGGAGACACGCAUUUUCGAUAUCAGAUCGUUCUCGUGCGCGGCCAGGCUUAUCCGGCGAAACCCAACUUGCUAGAGGAUUGAUCAUUGAGAAGAUUGUCUUGAAUAGUUGGAUACCGCCCGCUGGGCUUAGCUGA